AUGGACAACCGCAUCAAUGUGAAGACCCGCGCAUUCAAGUGCUAUUGCAUACCUGUGAUGGCUUACUAUGAGAACGACAGGACAGUUCCCGAUAACCAUCUUUGUCGCCCCGACCUCCCUGCAGGCUGCCCUCACUGUGCUGUCAUCAAAUCAAGUAUCUGCUGUGAAAUAUGCUCUCCUGAUUCACCCCACUUCAAGGUAGUACCAUACAACAGCGAGAAACCUGCUGAAUUGAUGUCUACUCAUGCCUCCCACAUUCCGAGAGAGUACGUGAUGGUGCCCACGGAUAUCAAGUUUUGGAAGGCCUUGAACAAGUAUUAG
This is a messenger RNA of Sparassis crispa, 321 nucleotides long. RefSeq lists its product as hypothetical. Lineage: Eukaryota; Fungi; Basidiomycota; Agaricomycetes; Polyporales; Sparassidaceae. The transcript has 2 exons. The coding region runs from base 1 to 321 and encodes 106 amino acids. The record is from RefSeq and is a predicted model, not a curated record.